AUGUCUGCUCCAGCAACUUUUCAGAUACCUCCAAAGUCAGUAUCAUCACCAACACAACCGUCACUCUUUUCCUUCGGAUCACACCAAAAUGCACGCAAUGAUCAAGAGUAUCCUAUAUCUCCGUUAACUACUACUACCCCAACCUCACCACGCACAACACAAUCAAACAGUCGGGGAAAAAUGCAUCAACGAAGCUAUACCACUUCAAAAUUUGAAGUCAAAGAAACAAAUACUAUGUGUAAGGACUAUGACCCGGUUACGGGAAAUAAGAGGGUUAAUAAAUAUAUGCUUAUUAAGGAAGUUGGGAGGGGAGUGCACGGGAAAGUCAAGUUGGGAAGGGAUAUGGAAACCGGUGAGCUUGUUGCCAUAAAAAUAGUAGAUCGUACAUCACGAAAACGUCUUGGUCAACGUCAUAACGAACUUUCAAACGAACAGAAAAUACGGAAAGAAAUAGCUAUCCUGAAGAAAUGUGCACAUCCGCACGUCGUAAGACUGAUUGAAGUCAUUGACGACCCAAUGAGUAAGAAGAUAUAUAUGGUAUUGGAGUAUAUGGAAGGCGGAGAGAUACGCUGGAAAGAUGAGAAUAAUCGUCCUGUUCUGAGUACUGAAGAGGCAAGGAGAAUAUUCAGAGAAGUGGUACUUGGUCUUGAAUACUUACAUCACCAAGGCAUUAUUCACCGUGACAUUAAACCCGCGAAUUUACUCUUGACUGUCGAUGGUGUAGUGAAAAUAUCUGAUUUUGGUGUAUCAUAUUUCAGUCAGCGUGCCAACACAGCAUCAAUUGGAAGCGAGAAGGGAACAACAAUACAAGAUUCAGAACUGACCAAGACAGCCGGCAGUCCGGCUUUCUUUGCUCCUGAGCUGUGUUUUCCAGGUGACAUAUCACUUGACCUAUCUCAAAGUGGAGCAGCGUCUGCAUUGUUUAGUAGUGAACAUUCUAACGCUUCAAAACAGUCAUCGAAUACUUCAUUAAGGCUUCAAAGACCACCCAUCACGAAAGCUAUUGAUGUGUGGGCAUUAGGGGUUACUUUAUAUUGCUUUAUAUUCGGACGAUGUCCUUUCAUUGCAGACACUGAAUUCGAGUUGUUCUUCAACAUUAUACCAAAGAAACCCCUCGAAUUCCCUGACGAUGUUAAGAUUACCGAUGAUCUUAAAUAUUUGUUAACGAGAUUAUUGGAAAAGGAUGCUGCUAAACGAAUCACACUGGAAGAGGUUAAGAGGCUUCCUUGGGUUACGAGUGGUUUGCCAAAUCCUGGGAAGUGGCGGGAAGAAACUGAUCCUAAGAAAUAUCAGGCCGUGACAGUAACAGACGAAGAAGUCAAGAGUGCAUAUACUCUUAUUGGUCGAUUAAAGAAGAAAUUUCGCCAAAUAUCUGUCUCACUGGGACAUUUGACGCUGGGAAACCUCCGUAGGAGGUCUAAAUCCGUCUCGGAAGCAUCGAUAGCGCCAAUAGACAACUCGUCAUACUCUGCAAGCUCAGUGCCGACACAGACCUCCGAGCCAAUUUCCAUUCGCCCAUCGUAUACUUCUAACGAUAUUCUUGAAGUUAAUCAGCAUCGACAUGAAAGUAUCUAUGGAUCGAGCUUUCCUGAGACAUAUGCCUGGCGACGAUCACGGGAAGUCGAAAACUAUGAGAAGUAUAUCGUACACGAUGAUACUCGCUCAGUCUCCUCCUCAUCUUCUCUCUCUGUUGCAACGUCUGCGACUUCUGAUCGGGUUGAUCUCCAUCAUUCAGUCUCUGCUCGGCAUUUAGGCAUCGGACGACAGAAUAAUCGUUCACAUAGUGGUCUGAAACGGACUUGGACAUAUGGUGGAAAAACCAACAGCUUUGGGGAAAGGACUGUGCAGAAUAAGGAUAGUCUGAAUGAGACUGGACAGAUGGACAAUACGGAUGAAAGAAUUGGUAGUAACAAUGAAGAGGAUAGAAAUGAAUCUGAUAAAAUCAGUCAAAAAGCGGAGUAA
Messenger RNA from Paraglomus brasilianum, 1962 nucleotides. The record is from the annotation of a GenBank genome assembly. NCBI's taxonomy places the organism in Eukaryota, Fungi, Glomeromycota, Glomeromycetes, Paraglomerales, Paraglomeraceae.